Molecule: messenger RNA, 7286 nt
Organism: Bradysia coprophila
Lineage: Eukaryota; Metazoa; Arthropoda; Insecta; Diptera; Sciaridae
Cellular component (GO): membrane
Molecular function (GO): ligand-gated monoatomic ion channel activity
Source: RefSeq, a predicted model, not a curated record
UUACAGUUCGUUUUUGAUGGUGUAAAGCCUAACGCGAGGAUAUUUUUACCAUUCAAUUUUUUUGCCUAAAGAAAUGUUUAUAUAACUCAAUGUUAACAUCAAAUUUAUACACCAUCGAACCCGAAAAAUUCUAAAUGUUAUCGCUUCAUUUUGAUAGAAUUUUUGUUUAUUUUCGGCAUAAAAUAACGUAAUUUUAAUCGUGGCGGAAUCAGUUAACUCGAAUAUUUUAUUGAAAUUAUUAUUUUUUCGGUAAUAAUUGGGAAAAGGAGAAAUAAAAGGAACGAAAGAUGGAAAAUCAAACAUUUUUGUAAUUAAAUGAAAAGUGCCGUUUUAUUGGAAAAUUGUGUCAAUUGGAAAAUCGUUGUUCGGUGCUGCUCCUCUUUUUUUGUGUAUUCCUUGCCGUUCCGAGUUUAUAUAAUAUGGUUUCUGUGUGUAUUGUAACAAUAAAGUAUGAUGACUGGGUGUGGGAUGAUGAAUGUGCUUAUCAUUUUCGAGAUGAUAAAAGUUUCAGUGAAGCGUAAUAAUAAUCGUUUUUGUUUUGACUUAAACCGAUUUUAGGUGGUGUUUUUUUCGGUGAAUUGUGUGUGAUCUACUCCUCCUUCCGAAUUGAAAGGAUAUUUUUUGUGCCAAACGAUUUUUUUUUAAAUUUAUUUUAUCUUAUCCUCAAUACCACUCCGCAUAUCUCCUCUUAUCUAUUCAUUCCGAGAAACUGAUGAUGAUGGAUUAACUUUGUCGGAUAAGACGGGGAUUAGAUGAAACUUAUGUUCGAAUCGAAAUGUUUUGAGAAAAGUGGAAGAAGCAAAAUACAAUUCAACACACAAAACUCCACAAAGUUCAUUCUAAAUAUGGCUUUGAGAAUUACCGUACCAGAUGUCUCGCAACAUUGAUGACAUGUUCUUAUAAUAUUCUCUCAGGCAACAUAUUCGAAAUCGAAGGAAGGAAGAAAGGAAAAAAAAAAUGACAAUGAAGCCAAGAAUUGAAAAAUAAACGUAAAAGCUCCACGCAUAUAUGUAUGUAUACUAACACGCACAUAAUGUAUAAAUAAAAGAAGAAAAAAAAAGUUGCGAAUAUACCAUGACUUCGGCAAAAAAGAAGUUAAUUUUGUAUAAAAUAAUGGAUAAUGGUCGACUAACUGUCGGAUAUGAUUUAUGAUACUUUUAUAUAUCCAAAUCGCAAAAUAACCGAAAAUAUAGUGAACAAAAAACAGAGCAUCAGUAACAAAACCCACAGCAACAAAAACAACAACAACCAACGCCAACACCAAAAAGUACCACAACAAAAAAAAAUGAAGAAUUCGACGAUAUCCCAUUCGAGUUGAGUAAAAGUGAGGGACGCUGAAUGUCUAGCAAUAAUGAAAUAAUUGAAUUAGCUGGAAUUUCUCAGGACGUUUAAGAUGUCACCACAUUCAAACAUACUCAUUUUGUUCAUUUUACUGGAAUAUUCAACGUUUACGCAAUUCAUUUUGGCCGAUGACGGUCACAGUCAGUUCGAAAAACACGUUGAACCGAACAAAAAUGACGAACCCGACAACACUUUCCUACCCGUACCACAAAAUCGGAUCGGUCCUACGCCAUCCACCGACAAUUUAGGAGUUGUGCCGGAGUUUCCGCAACGACCUGAUUCGGUAUAUUUUGUCGUCGCCGUUGCUGGUGGAGCUAAAGUCUGGGGAAGAACAUUAGCCAGAGCAUUGCUCGAUAUGGGCCAUCCAUUCACCAGUCCGCAAGGACCACCGUUACGGCCGUUGUACAUCGAUUUACCACCACACGGGAGAUUUUCUGCGAAUGUCUUGAUGCAAUUGUGUCAUCGCAUCGAUGCUCAACCAUUGGCUGGUAUGAUUGUUAUUGGAUAUGGUCAGGCUGCUCGUGCUGUUGCUCUAGCUGGUAAUUCAAUGAAUAUUCCAGUUCUGUGGGCCAAAGGUGGAACAGCGAAUUUGAAAGACGGCAACCGAGAGUUAACGUCUCGAUUCCAAGCAUUACUCCAACCAUCGUCACACGAAAUAUUAGAAGCGAUUAGAGCAUUGUUUUUGCAGACCCAUUGGCAUUCGUUUUUCGUUUUAUCCGAUGUGUAUUCAACAAUGGUUCUAGCUAGACGCAAUGGAGGUCCACUCAAAGAAGCGCCUCUAGUGCCGACAAUAUUACCAUUACCAGCUAACGAUGAUCAAAUUUUUCGUCAACUAGCUCAAAUAUCAAGAUCUACGCGAGGUGUUGUACUACUUCUGUGCAACAUCGAUGUUGCAAGGAAAGUAAUGCACGAAGCUCAAAGACUCAAUAUGAUUGGUGGUCAUUUCAUUUGGAUAUGGGCCGACACCAGUUCUACCACAGAAUUCUAUAAUGCCGCUUAUCAUGAUAUUUCGGAAGUAAUUAAGGAUACAAAAGAUUUACUAGAUCGUAGUGAAUAUUCGUCGAAAAAGACCGAUACCGGAAGUGAUUCAACAUAUGAUCGUAUUAGGGAAUUGCUAGAGCGUAAAAUGGACAUCGAUGAAGUGAGUCCGCGUCGCAAGAAUGCGGACAAUUCAGAAAAACUAUUGAAUCGAUUCGGUUUAAAUAUGAAAAUGAAUUUGAACGAGAACGAUAAGCCAAUCGUUGGUAUGAGAAAACGUGAUAUCGAAAUCGAUGAUAGUCUUAACCAGAAAAGCAAUGAAAGUAUCGACAAUUUUUUUAUAAACAAUUUGAAUACCGAUCUCAAUCUAGACGAUUAUCUGGUUGACAAUAACAAUGUAGAUAUUGAUGUGAAAUCGAAAAGAAAAUCGAACAAUAAACCAUCAAACGAUACGUCUUCUUAUGUUCUUUUUCAUCAUUUCGUUGAUUUUCCGGUGGGAUUAUUGGCCUUACGACCGGUUCAUAUGAAAGUGGAUCGACAUUUUAUCCGUUCAGCGGUUCGGCUAUUUGCAUCCAGUUGGGCCAAAAUCGAAAACGAAAAUAAAUCGUCGAGUAAUCGCGAUCGGGCACGGGGUGGCAGUGGUGCAUCGGCUUCGUCGUCAUCAUCAACAUCAUCAUCAUCAUCAUCAAUGAUUGGUAACAGAAAUAAAUUUAAUCAGAAAUUUAAACGAAAUGCACAAAACCAACUGCACAGCCGUGAUGGCGGUGAUGCAGUUAUCGUUAACAAAUAUCAAAAAUCAAAAAUUAUUAAAAAUAGCACAUUUCAAGUUAACAGUAGUUUUUUAAAAUCAAGUGACCUAACUAAUAAUAAUAAUAAUGAUAAAAUUAACGGUAGUUUUAAUCAAAUUUUAAGUGGCUUAAACGAAAAUAGUAAUAAUAUGAGCAAUAAUAACAAACCGAGAGUCAAAAAAGAUAUUCUAUCGAAAAAUGUGAACAAACGGCGUGGUUCCUGGUGGCAAGUGAUGAAUGUUACCGAUGCAAGAGACUAUCAGCUAUCGAAUCGGCGAACACCACGAUAUCGAGGCGGUUGUUACGGCAGUCAGACGAAGGAAGAAAUUGCCAGCGCUGAAUAUUUUGCAAGACUACUUGCGGAAAACACUCAACGUGCAUUGGCUGGCCAAAAGCUGUUAGACGGAUAUUCAGAAAAAGCUUUGACAAUUCAUUUCGAUCUACUCAAUCUGGUUCCCGAUAACAAUCGCAAAUCUUUGAAGUCUUUUUACAAUCAGCAACAAUUUGAUGGUAUGCCGCCACCAACACCAAUUAAUGAAACUCCAACUAAAUGGCGACGCGUAGGAACGGUAUCCGGUCAUCAUGUACAUUUGGAUACGAUUGUGUGGCCUGGAGGUGAUAUUGUUGUCUCUGGUCUGUCAGCCAGAGCUCGAUCUGUGUUUCGGGUCGUUACUGCCCUUUCACCACCAUUUGUUAUGGAAUCCGAAUUGGAUGAAGAUGGACUUUGUCUUCGAGGAUUGCCUUGUCAUAGGCUGUCUCCGAAAGGCCGACAAAAUUUGACGCUGAUGUUCAAUGCAAUCGAAACGAGAGAUCGACUUGAAGAGGACGCAGUAGAGCACGGAAAAGAACUGCCAGCAGAAGAAGAACAGGCGAAAGACAAAGUGGACCAUUUAACAAAAUGUUGCUAUGGCCUAUCAAUGGAUAUCUUAGACAAUAUUGCUACCGAACUUGGAUUUGAAUUUCACCUCUAUAUCGUGCAAGACGAACUGUUUGGUGGGAAGCAAAAAGCAUCUAAAAGCUUCUAUUCUCGAUCGAAAGAAACGAAUGACUUUCUGUCCAAGUCUCAGAAGAAUUCUGAUUACAGAAGUUCCAAUACGGGUACGACCAACAAAAAUAAGAAACCUGGACGGAAAAAAGGCCCAAAAUGGAAUGGGAUCGUGGGAGAUUUGAUAUCAGGUUCAGCUGAUAUGGCUUUUGCACCAUUAAGUGUGUCCAGAGCUCGAGCGGAAGUGAUCGAUUUCAGUGCACCAUAUUUUCAUAGCGGAGUGUCACUACUUGCCGCACCAAAAACAAAGUCCGAAAUUCCACUCCUAGCAUUUUUAUUACCGUUUUCUCCGGAACUUUGGAUUGCUAUUUUUACAUCGCUAAACAUAACUGCGAUUGCAGUUGCUGUAUAUGAAUGGUUGAGUCCAUUUGGAUUGAAUCCUUGGGGAAGGCAGCGUAGUAAAAAUUUCAGCAUUUCUUCAGCUCUGUGGGUAAUGUGGGGAUUACUUUGCGGGCAUUUAGUUGCUUUCAAGGCUCCUAAAUCGUGGCCGAAUAAGUUUUUGAUAAACGUUUGGGGUGGCUUCAGUGUUAUCUUCGUUGCUAGUUAUACUGCCAACAUUGCUGCACUCAUUGCUGGCCUAUUUUUUCAUAAUGCUGCCAGCAGUUACGAUGCAUCGUUACUCACACAACGGGUCGGUGCGCCAGUUUCAUCUGCUGCUGAGUAUUAUGUUCAAAAUACAGACCAGUACCUCUGGGAACAUAUGAAGAAGUACUCGUUGGAAACGCUAGAGGACGGCAUCCGAGGAUUGAAAAAUGGCAGCUUGGAUUUACUAAUGGGCGAUUCGCCAGUUCUUGAUUAUUAUCGUGCCACGGAUCAUGGAUGUCGACUGCAGCGAAUCGGAGAGACAUUCGUGGAAGAUGCAUAUGCUAUAGGAAUGACCAAAGAUUUUCCGUUAAAAGAUUCCAUAUCAGCUCUCAUAGCAAAAUAUUCGAGUAACGGAUACCUCGACAUUUUGACGGAGAAAUGGUACGGUGGACUGCCGUGCUUCAAAUUUGAAGCAGAUAUUGUGCAGCCCAGACCGUUAGGUGUUGCGGCUGUUGCUGGUGUGUUCCUUUUGUUAGGUUUGGGAAUGGUACUGGGCGUAAUAAUUCUAAUAUUCGAGCACUGGUUCUACAAAUACGCGUUGCCGACGCUACGACUAAAGCCGAAAGGUACAGUUUGGAAGAGUCGAAACAUAAUGUUCUUCAGCCAGAAACUCUACCGUUUCAUUAAUUGCGUUGAGCUGGUAUCACCGCAUCAUGCUGCCAGAGAAUUGGUUCAUUCCAUUCGGCAAGGUCAAAUAGCGAGUUUGUUCCAGAAGAGCAUCAAACGGAAGGAAGAUGAACAACGACGGCGACGAAAGAGUAAGGCUCAAUUUUUCGAAAUGAUUCAAGAAAUACGAAGGGUGCAACAAAACGAAAAAGAAAAUGCAAAUCUGGCAACAGUCGUAGAAGUUGACACUUCAAUGGAGCAGCAGAAAAGUCCGCCACAAGUAAAGCCAAAAGUCAGUCCAAAACCGAAUAUUUUCUCCGCGCUACGUAGAGAAGGCCGCUCUAGAUCUAAUUCGUCUGUAUUAAGCAUACGACGCUUUAGCACCGACAGUAUACUCGGAGAACGGAUGGAUAAUAUAGGACGACGGCUAAGUCGUGACAUAACUGCCUCGCCGCCCGAUCUGGGUCGACAUUUUGAGACAUUCGGUAAGGCUGCUUCAUCCAACACCAAAUUCGACAACGACAACAACAAAUUUGAAACGUUCGGUGGCAAGAGUGGCAACAAAAUUGACUUGCCAUUCAAGACAAAAGUAACGAAACGUCCAGCGCUUAACUUUGAAUCGUACCAUCGAGAUAGCAAAAGUGGUUUCGAGUUACCAAUUGUCAAAGAAGGACUCGAACCGCCAAUCUAUCAGGAAGAUCGCAGCAAAGCGGUGCUCAAAGCUAAGCUGCACCGAGAACUAACAGCGAAAUAUGGCCCUAAGAAAUCGAAUGAUUCACUGAAAUCUCCACCGCCACUACCCAAAAAACCGAACCGAUCGCCGAGAGUCCACAUUCGGCACAAAAGCGCCGAAGGUUUGGACUCGGACACUAACAAAUCGGACGAUAGCCUAAGCAUGCACAAGAGCAGCAUUCGACCACGAUUGCCGCAAAUGGGUAAACUGAGCAGAGAGGAUUUGCUGCGACUGAGCCACAGUUCACAGUCCGAAAUACACGAGUAUUUGAAGAAUUCAAUGGAAUUGGAUUAUCAGGCGCAACCACCUUGAAGUGGAGGUGAUUUGUAAAUAAAAUGAAUAGAAUGAUGAAGGUAUGACCGCUACCUUCGGUAUAAGUUUUCCUAACGGCCACAUUUAUUAUACGCAUGACAUAAAUUGAAUAAAAAAAAACAAAGAAAAUUUAUGCCCAAAAAUAAACGUUUUGCAAAAUGAUGAGACAGAAAAAAGUUACAAAAGUUUUUCGUAAUACCACAAGCAUCUGGGAGAAACAUUUUUUUUAAAUUAAAUUUAAACGUAAUGAUGUGUUUCAAAAUAUUGUAGUUCUCUUCCGAGGGUAUAAAAAAACGUUCAAAUAAAAUUAAUCACAAGAAAAAUAACAUAAAAUAAAAAGCAAAGAUUAAAUUAAAAUAAAAAACUGAAAAACUUGUCUAUAAAAUGCCAAUGAAAAAGAGUUACUAAAUUUAACAAAAAAUUGAAAAAUUUAAAAUGACAAAUUCUAAGAAAAUAGAAAAUUAUAUUUAAUGAAAAAGAGGAAAAAUGUUAGAGAAAUUAUUUAAAAAAUAAAAUAAAUUUAUUUAUGUUCAUAACACUUUGCUGAACAUUGCAACGACCAUUUUAGAAUUUUAGAUAGUAGAAAACAACAAAACCAAACAAAGAUAAAAAAAACAUUAAAAUGUGAAUUAACAAAAAUAAAAAUGAUGGAAAAUUAGAACACAAAUUAGCCUUAUGUAUAGUUGAGAUAUUUUUACUUCAUUUUCAUUUCCAUUUUACUCUGUGAAACUAUUAACAUAAUACUGGCGAGUAUUAAAAUAAAAACAUUGAAGAAGAAGAAAGGAAAUAAUAUUGUUAUUGAUUUUUAAAUUAUUAUACUGGUGACAACUAUUAUAUAUUUGAAUUGUAUAAAAAAAAGGAAACAUUUUAAUUAUACUUCUAUUAGAAAAUAAACGGA